CCCCCGCCACGGCGCCCACGCCCAGAGCCGUUCGCUGCCCCGGCGCAGUGCUGCAGAGCGCGCUCCUGUCCGCUCCGGCCCGCGCACGCGCGCAGUGACCUGCGCGCUCCCGGGGGGAGGGGGCCGCGGGGGCGUCCCGGGGCCGGAGAGGGAGGAGGCGGCGGCCGCGUCGUCUCCGGCUGGGCUCGCGCUCGCCCACGCGCUCACCCUCCGCCCUGCCGGAGUUCUGCGAAGGGGAAACGCUUUCUCCCGGCAUGCAGCGGGAGGAGGGAUUUAACACCAAGAUGGCGGACGGCCCGGAUGAGUACGAGACCGAAGCGGGCUGCGUGCCCCUACUCCAUCCUGAGGAAAUCAAACCCCAAAGCCAUUAUAACCAUGGGUAUGGUGAACCUUUGGGACGGAAAACUCAUAUUGAUGAUUACAGCACAUGGGACAUUAUCAAGGCUACACAAUAUGGCAUAUAUGAACGCUGCCGAGAAUUGGUGGAAGCAGGUUAUGAUGUACGGCAACCAGACAAAGAAAAUGUUACGCUUCUCCAUUGGGCUGCUAUCAAUAACAGAAUAGAUUUAGUCAAAUACUAUAUUUCGAAAGGUGCUAUUGUGGAUCAACUUGGAGGAGACCUGAAUUCAACCCCUUUGCACUGGGCCACAAGACAAGGCCAUCUAUCCAUGGUUGUACAACUAAUGAAAUAUGGUGCCGAUCCUUCAUUAAUUGAUGGGGAAGGAUGUAGCUGUAUUCAUCUGGCUGCUCAGUUUGGACAUACUUCAAUUGUUGCUUAUCUCAUAGCAAAAGGACAGGAUGUAGAUAUGAUGGAUCAGAAUGGAAUGACACCUUUAAUGUGGGCAGCUUAUAGAACACAUAGUGUGGAUCCAACUAGAUUGCUUUUAACAUUCAAUGUUUCAGUUAACCUUGGUGACAAGUAUCACAAAAACACUGCUCUGCACUGGGCAGUACUAGCAGGGAAUACCACAGUCAUUAGUCUUCUUUUGGAAGCUGGAGCUAACGUCGAUGCCCAGAAUAUUAAGGGUGAAUCAGCACUUGAUUUGGCAAAGCAAAGAAAAAAUGUGUGGAUGAUCAACCAUUUGCAAGAGGCUAGGCAAGCAAAGGGAUAUGACAAUCCAUCUUUCCUUAGAAAGCUAAAAGCUGAUAAGGAAUUUCGGCAGAAAGUAAUGCUAGGAACUCCAUUCCUAGUUAUUUGGCUAGUUGGGUUUAUAGCAGACCUAAAUAUUGAUUCUUGGCUCAUUAAAGGGCUAAUGUAUGGUGGCGUUUGGGCUACAGUACAAUUUCUUUCAAAAUCCUUUUUUGAUCAUUCAAUGCAUAGUGCAUUGCCCCUUGGGAUAUAUUUGGCAACCAAAUUCUGGAUGUAUGUGACAUGGUUCUUCUGGUUUUGGAACGAUCUCAGUUUUUUAUUUAUUCAUCUUCCAUUCCUUGCCAAUAGUGUUGCACUUUUCUACAACUUUGGAAAAUCUUGGAAAUCAGAUCCAGGGAUUAUUAAAGCUACAGAAGAACAAAAGAAAAAGACAAUAGUUGAACUUGCAGAAACAGGAAGUCUGGACCUCAGUAUAUUCUGCAGUACCUGUUUGAUACGGAAACCAGUGAGGUCCAAACACUGUGGUGUGUGCAACCGCUGUAUAGCAAAAUUUGAUCAUCAUUGCCCAUGGGUGGGUAACUGCGUAGGUGCAGGCAACCAUAGGUACUUUAUGGGCUACCUAUUCUUCUUGCUUUUUAUGAUCUGUUGGAUGAUUUAUGGUUGUAUUUCUUACUGGGGACUUCACUGUGAGACCACUUACACCAAGGAUGGAUUUUGGACAUAUAUUACUCAAAUUGCUACAUGUUCACCUUGGAUGUUUUGGAUGUUUCUGAACAGUGUUUUUCAUUUCAUGUGGGUUGCUGUAUUACUCAUGUGUCAGAUGUACCAGAUAUCAUGUUUAGGUAUUACUACAAAUGAACGAAUGAAUGCCAGAAGAUACAAGCACUUUAAAGUCACAACAACAUCUAUUGAAAGCCCAUUCAACCAUGGAUGUAUAAGGAAUAUUAUAGACUUCUUUGAAUUUCGAUGCUGUGGCCUCUUUCGUCCUGUUAUCGUGGACUGGACCAGACAAUAUACAAUAGAAUAUGACCAAAUAUCAGGAUCUGGGUACCAGCUUGUGUAAUAACAUCUUUAUCCUAUGAAGCAUAUUGCUGAGUGGUGCCUGAAAUUUGUAUCUGUCCGUGUCUCUCUCACACUCGAAUCCACAUCCUUGAACAAUAGGCAUGCUAUGUGUAGGGCUAACAGUGAAUUUUACAGUCUUUUUUUCAACACUUUUAUUAACAAAAGUCAACAUGGACAGAGAGCACACUGCCACUUCUGGGAAGAUUAAAGAUCAUAAAAAGGAUUUUAAUUGUUCUUAAUGUGGGAAUUCACUACAUACUCAACUUUUUGGUUUUGUUCUCAUUUCAUGAAAAAAGAAUGAAUUCUGUUGACAGACAUUGUAUACUGAUCAAAAGUUCUGUUCUAACUGAAACUAAGUUUAUGCUAUAUGGCUACAUUUUAUGAUGCAGUCUACUAAGAGAAUUGCAUCUAAUUCCAGAAUUAAAUUGAUUGAGAGCAUUUUGUACAUUUUAAAAUGUACAUGCACAACUGUGAUAAAAUCAUGGUUUUAUUAGGGAUCUACUGUAAUGUAUCUUCAAAGGCACAAGAAAAUAAUGUUCACAAAAAAUGUGCUAUUUUAUCAGCUGUUACAAUGCUGGUAUAUUUCUAGUUCAUUGAAAUAAUUUGUAGUAACCUUGCUCUGAGGUUUUAUGGUCUAAUAAUGAAGCACUUGCAUGAGUAUAGUAAGUUAUAUUUUGUUCAAGUUUAAAAGCCCUACUAAGUGCAUGAUAUACUGCAUAGAAUGUAUACUAGCAGAUAUUAUCCAGUGAAGCAUAAAUUAGAAUUUAAUUUGAUGUGCAAACAGUCCAAUUUUUAAGAGUUGAAGUGAGAUUUGUAAAGGCAAAACAAAUAAGCUAAAGCAAAAUUCUUAGUAAUAGAGGUAAAUGGAUAAACCUUAAAAAUUUUGAGCUGCAAAAUUGUAGAAAAUAACAGUUUAAGCUAAAGAUGGAGCAUGCUCUCUGUACAUAGCAAAUGUGAAUAAAAGAAAAGCUAAUGGUGUAUUCUGUUUUUUUAAAUGACCUAUCAGAAAGUAGGAUGUAAUCCCCAACAUUAUUUUACUUUUCCCAAUUUUUUUUUUUUUUUUUUUUGGUACCGGGGAUCGAACUUGGGACCUUACACUUGCGAGGCAGGUGACGGAACCACUGAGCUAAAUCCCCGGCAACUUUUCCCAAUAUUGAAUGUUUUUAAAUUUGUUAAUGCUGAAACAAUUUCAGAAAGAUAUUCUUACUGUUAAAUGUGAUGCACUGAUCAAUUUUUGUUGCAGCAUUUCCAUACCCUCAUGGUAAAUUACUAGUCACUACUUCCAUGAAUAUUGUUUACAGAGUGAGACUUGGUUUAGUUCUCUUAAAUGCUGUAGCAAACUGUGGUUCGAGCAACCUGUGGGAAACCUGUGAGAGGGAAUGGGGUAGGGGAGGGGGAGGAAGGGAAGUCAGAUUGAUGACAGAUCCUAGACCAGUGUAAAGAACGUGUAUCUGUAUAUAAAUAAUUUAUCAAAUACUUUUUCUCUUUGUGUCUAUAUGUGUUAGUGUUUUUAAAGCUGCUCAUUUCAUUUUAUCCAAGCAAAAAGAAAAGGGAGAUAAUGAGCUUCUAGUGAUGUUCAAUAUUGCUGUUAAUAGGCAUUAUACCCUGCAAGUUCACUGCAUGUCUGAUGCUUGGUACAAUUAGAUUGUCCUGUUAACUGCAGAUUACAGGUAUUAAAGCAAUCUAUUGGUAUACCCGCCCCUUGCCUUAGUAAGAGGAGCAGUGAAAAUGUAUAUAGUUGAUGUUCAGUAUUUCCAAGUACUACCGUUUUUAUAUAGUAAUUUCUUUGAUCACAAGUCACCCAUAAAAAGAUUACCCUUAGUGUACCUGGGUGUUUUAAUAAUAGAAAAAUUGGCAUAUGUACUUUAUUUUUGAAAAGGAAGAGAUUAGUGUGGGUUGGCAAUAGCAUUAUGCCAUUUUGUCAUAGGUUGUAAAAAAUCGGUUAACUUCACAAAUGUCUGCUAGUUUUGACUAACAGUUGGGGGAAAUUCUAGAUAAUUUUUAAAUUCAAAGUUAUUUAUACAAUGCUAGGACUUGUUUUAAAUUUUUGUAUUUUGAGCCAGUUCACAUGAAGACUCAGUUGCAAUUUUUGUCUAAUACACUUUUAUCAACAUUUAAAAAGUGGUAGUUUUCUCAGAGUUUGGAUAAGAAUGUUGUUACCAUGUCUUUCUUUGUGGUACAAUAUUCUUUUCAGUGCAAAGAAAUGUCUCUCAAUUAAAUAGACAAAAAUACCCUAGAUGUAUAAUUACAUGGAAAACAUUUGCAAUGAAAAUGGUGUAGUACUAAUUAUUUCAUAGAACCACUUAAGUCUAUAACUCAGAAAUGGCCAGGUGGUGAGGAGCCACCUAUGCAGCAUUGUAUCAUCUGUUUAAUUACUUUGUAGGUUCUGAGUGUAGAAUCAGUUUAACUCAGCUUUACAGUUGUGGAGGAGGCAAACUUUCUCAGAAUAGUUCAUAUCAGCUUCAUUGGAUACUUUUAGCAAAUAGCAACUUAAUUCUCAGCUCUGAACAUGAAUUACUUCUUUGGAGUUUUUUUGUAGGAAUUUGAAAUAUUAAUAGGCAUAAAGCAACAUCAUUACACUUAAGCUAUGAAUGUUUUUAUUUUAUAUUUUAUUUAUAACUGUGCCAAGUAUUAUUUUGCUACUUACUGUGUUACUCUGUGGAAAGAAAAACCUGUAAAGUGUUUAAUAAUUAGUUCUCCUUACAUAAAUUAAAUGUCAAAAUUUUGUAAAAUAUUAAUCAGAAUAAAUAUUGACCUUUAAAUGUG
This is a messenger RNA of Heterocephalus glaber (naked mole-rat), 4918 nucleotides long. It is a transcript of the gene Zdhhc17, whose product is annotated as zDHHC palmitoyltransferase 17. Gene Ontology annotation, molecular function: protein binding; palmitoyltransferase activity. NCBI's taxonomy places the organism in Eukaryota, Metazoa, Chordata, Mammalia, Rodentia, Bathyergidae. The record is from RefSeq and is a predicted model, not a curated record.